This is a messenger RNA of Magnusiomyces paraingens, 1395 nucleotides long. RefSeq lists its product as uncharacterized. The transcript has 3 exons. Lineage: Eukaryota; Fungi; Ascomycota; Dipodascomycetes; Dipodascales; Dipodascaceae. The record is from RefSeq and is a predicted model, not a curated record. Bases 1 to 1395 code for a protein of 464 amino acids.
AUGGGUAAUUCGUACGCUCAGAAUAUUCAAGAAAUUGUCGACAAGCGCAUUGCCUCGCUUCAGUAUCUUAAAGAUGUUCAACGAGGGAACAUCUUUUGGUUAAACACAAUUCAGUUUUCGAAAAAGGAGUUUGACAAGAUUCCUACGGACGAUUCAAAAAACCUUUUCAAUGCAAAUCAUUAUUUUAUUCUUGGUGGAUCAGUACCUGGUCUAAUCACUUCAAAAGCUUUAAACUUGACAGAGUACCUGACAAACUUUUUAAUGCUCAUGAAAGAAUAUAAUUCUUUCAUCAAUCCAACCUCUGAUACUUUAAGUAGCAAAGCCAAAAUGACUGGCGCAGUUGUCCAAGUUGGCCGAAGGUUAUUUAAAUCAAGAACAAAACAUAUAAAUGGUGCAAACAACCCAAGCAAUCUACUUGGACGUAAUCUCAGUUCGUCAAAUCUCUUGGCAGACUCCGAGUCUCCAAAUUAUGUCUCAAAUUUUAACGGAUCAUCAGCUACAACCAUGCUAAAAAGUCCUUCUUCAUCUUCAGAAACAUCUAAUCUUUCCAUACAUCCACUCUCUAGUACAAUCAGCAAUAAUAGCAAUCAAGGUAGUAGCCAAUCCCAGUUACCGAUUACAUCUCACUCAGCUUCUCUUUCAAUCUCAUCCUCAUCGUCUUCAUCUUCAGCUUCUUCAGGAACCACAUCGUUAUCUGGGUCAAGUUUCGGCUUAAGAUCGCGUCCUUCUUCGGUCAUUGCAACAGCUACGAGUUUUUCAUCUUUAAAAACCGCCGCAAGUAAUGGUUUUGGAAGACAUAGACUCGACAAAAGCAAUAGAGAGUCAUUAACAUCAUUAGGUUCUUCUAAGAACGCGUCAAAUCUUACAAUUAAUGAGUCCGGCACGUUUCAUGCCAAUUCUAGUAGUACUAGCAUAGGCAGUCCGAUUCCAACACUUUCAGGGACCGCAGGAAGUCAAAUCGUUAAUUCUAUGAUACCAACAUCAAACGGCCAGAUAUUAACUAAAGAAUUUUCGCAUCUAACUAUAUAUCAUAUGCCUUUUUCUCCCGACAUGUACGAAACUUUUCAAACGUUGUGCGAGGUGCUAAUUGAAGCAUAUCGAAAGAUUUAUUCAUUUUUAUCAUUACCACCUCCUCUUUCCUUGAUAAGCGAAGAAACUUACAGUAACUAUUUUUCAACAAAUCCUAAUGAAGUGCCACACAAUUUUUCAAGUACCAACAGUUUUUUAAAAACAAACGGUGCAAGUCAUGACUCUUAUGAUUUAUUACUGAAGAUAGACGAGCACAUAAAAAAGUUUAUAAUCAGUCCAUCUGUCCGAGGAAUUGACAUGAUGUCGAAAAGUCUUAUUUACGAAGAAACAAAAAAAUUGGAAAACAUUUUAAUACAUACCAAGUAA